Hyla sarda is the source of this 4348-nucleotide messenger RNA. RefSeq names its product neuronal tyrosine phosphorylated phosphoinositide-3-kinase adaptor 1 (gene NYAP1). Gene Ontology annotation, biological process: neuron projection morphogenesis; phosphatidylinositol 3-kinase/protein kinase B signal transduction. The record is from RefSeq and is a predicted model, not a curated record. NCBI's taxonomy places the organism in Eukaryota, Metazoa, Chordata, Amphibia, Anura, Hylidae. Bases 953 to 2971 code for a protein of 672 amino acids. The transcript is spliced from 8 exons.
ACGACGACCUCCCUGUAAUGUCUGGAACUGGAGAAAUUAAAGGGUUGUGGAAACCAUUCUGAUAAAGUGACCCUAGGGGGAGCAAAGCAUUGUGGGACAUGAACACGGAGCUGAAGCUUCUGAAGAAGUAUGAGAGAACAAUCUUUGAAGAUGUCUUCCAGUCUCCGUGUCUCUUGGCCUCAUGUCAUGUAAACAAAAAAAAUAAAUAAAUCCUGACUCCUAAUUUUUGUGAAGACCUCACUAUGGGAAACCAGGAAAGGAGAGGCGCCGACCAGUUGACGCAGCUUGUAUGAUCUACCUAUGGGCUUGUCAUCAGUAUACCUCUGCCAGCCAAGACAUCAUCCACCACUGACCUGAGUCAGGAAAGAAAUCUUCCUUAAGGAUUUAUAUUCUGAACAUACUGAUCUUGUCUUUCAUGGAUGAUAACCGAUAUCCUACGAUGCUUACUCCUUUUUGUGGUCAGAAGUAUACCGGAGUCUUCCUAGAUGACUUUAGCUGAUGGACGAUCUUCCAGGGUCGAUUAUCCAGUAUUCUUACAGUUUUGUCUCCGUCCUUCGAGAAGAAGUUUUGGGUGGGGGAGAUACAUGCCCAAUAACGUCUUCUUAUAGUCAUGGUCGGGAUUUCUUUUGGAUCCAUCUAAAAUUGGCAACGUCUUUGCCGGAGGAAGAAGCUUCUUGUACUAACUGAAAUGUAGGACGGAGGUUUUUAGACGUUUUGUGAAAAGUUUUUAAUAUUUUUUUUUAGAACGGACUUUAUGGAUUGAUUCCUGGCUUGGGACAGGAACGGGAUCCUACAUGGUCGUCUCCAGAAAGUCACAGUAGCCAACGUGAGGUCAGUUUAUUCAACUCGACCCACAUGCAAGAUCGGGAGACAUGGCUGUGGGAUGAACCUACCCAAGUGAGACACCCUAAGUCUCCACCCUCAGCGGGGUCUAAAGGUCGGUCUCCAGAAGAUGACCCCCAGCUCUUCCGACACUGUGACAUUUCUUGGGAUAGAAAAGGCUGGAGCCAUGAAUCUGCUGUAUAGAAAGAGUCGGGUGGAAUGGAGACAGAAGGAGGAGGAACCGAAGAAAAGCUCGGGAAAGGUCCGGGACAUGGCUUCAUUUCGUCGCCAUUUCCGAAUGGGCUUCAUGACUAUGCCAGCCUCUCAGGAGCGGGCCCCUCUCCCAUGUGCCAGUGCCAUGGCCCCUCGGUCUCUUUCCUGUCACUCAGUGGGCAGUGCACCAGAGGAUAGUGGAAAUGAAGGGGGUCCUCCAGGUAGGAGACCCCCUGCUAAGCCCAAGAGGAACCCCAGCACAAAACUCAGCCUUGGUGGAGAGGGAAGGACAGGAGAGGAACGUAGGAUCAGGAAGGAAGGGUCCCUAAAAAGUGCCUCUGACAUGCGCCGGAUGCCCCCACAGAAGCCGCAGCGCAGCCCUCACACCCAUCUCUCUGCCUCCUUUGAUGAGGCCUAUGCGAACCGGCCUGCCUCAACAUCUGCCAUUCUCACUUCCAGCACCCGCGCCUCUUCACCCUCUCCAGAAGAACCUGUGUACAUUGAGAUGGUAGGCAAUGCAUCUCGGAGACCUCCUCCCCCACCCACCCCGGCACCACCAGAAGAGGAGUCCGAUGGGGAAGAAGAGGCAAUUUAUGAGGAAAUGAAAUACCCCCUUCAUGAGGAGCAGCCAUCUCAUCUGCGACAUCCUCAUCGCCACCGACUUCCACCACCUAGGACUCCGGAGGUUGACAUCCCUCCACCUUUUCCUAAUCUCCUACAGCAUCGACCUCCCCUCCUCGGGGCACCGUCUGGAAAGGGCCAAAAAGUUACAAAGCCUUCACAACUCGCCUCAUCAUCUAAGCUGCCAGUUCCCCAUAAGGAGAUACCAAGCGCAGCCUCCUCAUCAUCCAUUCAUCUCCCUCCAUCUGGUCGUGCCCGCAGUCACUCAACACCAUUGCCCCCACAGGCCUCUACCCAGCGCAGACCAGAGUCUGAAACCCCAAGAGGAUCAACAUGCUCACAGGAAAAAGGGGCUUCGAUGUUACCCAUUCCCCAUGGACAUAAUCGGGACAAGGCCCUUUCUUAUACCAUGGUGUAUUCUUCCGUCAAAGUGACUCAUUCUCUCCUACCGGCCUCACAGGUUGAGGAAAAAACCGAGAGGGAAAUCUCAGUCUUGGCUGGACUUAUCUGCCCAGCAUCCCGUGUGGCGGGCACACAACUCCCAAGCCGUCCUCCUUCAGCACACCUCCAUCAGGUCCAAGGGGAGCAGGCUUCUCCUGCCGUCUGGACAUACCCUACGGGCAAGAGACCACCAGCAUAUGAGACCAGCAUAAAGGGCUCAAGAACACCGGUCAUUCAGGCAUCCGAAUCACGUAUAGGUGGUGGGGCGGGUGCAGCGGAGGAGGAGAGGCCCAGCUCUGCAUGGGAUCUACAGAGAAGGAUGUCAUGUGGGCGGCGAAGCCAACUUGGGGAACCAUUGACCGAUGGGCCCCGUGUUUGGAACGGGAAUCCAGGAAGACCAGAGAAGGCCAGUCACGGGACCGCUGUAUCUGGGAUCCCUGUUCGCAGCCAGCAAAGCUUGGACAGUUCGCUUGCCCGCGGGGUAGCACGGACUGGUCUUCCAGUGCCAUGUCAAACCUUCCCAGCAUGUCAUAGGAGUACAGAUUUUGGAGGUGGAUAUCGCUUGGGCCGCUCAGCCUCCACCUCUGGGGUGCGCCACACAUCCACCCACAGGCAAAAUCAGGCUGUUUUGUCCCCCACCCCUACAUUGCCCUCUGGUGGCCGGGAACGUGAUGGGAAAUUACAGGAGGUGAUUGAGAGGAAGAGGUUUCUGUGCCAUGAGAUCAAGUCACGGCAGCCAAGGGCAGAGAGGGGGCUCUGCAAGCAAGAGAGCCUGCCCAUUCUGCCCAGCUGGAGGCGGGGGUCCGAAGUCCGGAAGGGGGGCACUCCACCUUGCCAUCGGCAACAGGCUGUGUUGUGGGACACUGCCAUCUGAGGAUCCUCACCCCCAUCUCUAUACCCAGGGGCGCUGGCCGAAACCCUGCGGUGGUGGAGGCGGGCAAGAGAGGAGGUCUGUGGGCAGGGGGGUAGUCUGCAGAUAAAGAGAUGGCGAUCUUCUGCAGAAUGUGGGACUGAGUAUCUAUAAGAGCAGAGAAAUAUUUUACGAGGGCAGUAGAGGGGUGAAGUAAAGAUGGUGAGGGUGAAGGUCCAGGGCUGGGGUCCCCUCGUGAGUUGACGUUCUUGUCUGUUCAUGAUUAUGGUAUUUGUUGUUGAGUUUCCACCCAUGAGACGAAGCCCCCUCUCCCUAAAGUAUUAGGGUCACUUGGAGCAGUGGGGUCAACCACCAGCGAGGUCAAGGGCUAACCAGGCGGAAACCGCACAGAGCUGUCCACAUACGCGGAGCUGCUCCAUCCACACAUCCCGCACAAGGUGCAGAAUACCCACCAAACCAAGAAUUGGCAAAACCCGGUCAGCUGCUGUCCAAGAGGUUGAGGGGCAUCUAUGGGGGGCGACAAGUGAUGCUAAUGGGGUGAGAUGGUUACUACCAAUAACAGGACAGAUAUUAUGAUCUCAAUGGGAUGUGGCCACACUGGAGACUACAGAGGCGAAGAAUGACAUAUUCGGGGUGGAGUCACCCUUUAAGUGUUCUUUGAACUUGGUGCUGUCUAUAGUCAGCUUUAUUUAUCAUAGUAGUGGCUGGGAGAAGCGGGUAAUGCCAGGAUGGUAAAGCAUUGAAAUAUGGGUGACUGUGCCCCAAGCCUGCCAUACACAUUACAACACCGGAGGUCCAAAAUGGAGGAGAGGAGAUAAGUGGAGGCCAAAAGAUUUCUGGUACCACCUACCAUGUAAGUCUCCAGACCCCUUCAUUUCUGUCACAUCUUAUUCUGUUGCUCCUCGUGUUUCCCGUCAUUCUGCCCUCAAUACCCCGUAAUGACAAAGAGAUUACAGAAUGUUACAGAUCUUUAUUAAAUUACUAGAAAGAAAAAACUAAACUCUCGCAGGGACAUAAGUAUUCAUACCCUUUACUAUAACAUGCAACAUAAGAUUUCAUACCCUUUACUCAAGACUUGGGUGAAGCACCUUUGGCAGCGAUUACAGCCUCCAGUCUUUUUAGGGAUGAGGUUUUCACACUUGGAUUUGGGGAUCUUCUGCCAUUCUACCCAGCUGCCCCCACCAUGAUCACUGUAGGGAUGGUAUUGGGCAGGUGAUGGGCAGUGCCUGGUUUCCCCCAGACAUGAUGCUGCCCCCACCAUGAUCACUGUAGGGAUGAUAUUGGGCAGGUGAUGGGCAGUGCCUGGUUUCCUCCAGACAUGAUGCUGCCCCCACCAUGAUCACUGUAGGGAUGGUAUUGGGCAGGUGAUGGGCAGUGCCU